Penaeus indicus is the source of this 4332-nucleotide messenger RNA. Its product is annotated as peroxisomal acyl-coenzyme A oxidase 1-like. Gene Ontology annotation, molecular function: fatty acid binding; acyl-CoA oxidase activity; FAD binding. Bases 210 to 2219 code for a protein of 669 amino acids. NCBI's taxonomy places the organism in Eukaryota, Metazoa, Arthropoda, Malacostraca, Decapoda, Penaeidae. The record is from RefSeq and is a predicted model, not a curated record. Gene Ontology annotation, cellular component: peroxisome. The transcript has 15 exons. Gene Ontology annotation, biological process: fatty acid beta-oxidation using acyl-CoA oxidase; lipid homeostasis.
AGUAAGUGAGUGCGUCGCUUUGCGUAUACGCAUGCGUAUGUGUAUAUGCAUGUAUAUGUGGUGUAUGUAUACCUGUGUGUCUGCGUACAUGCACAACGCAUGUGAGUGUGAUGCGCGUCGUGUUCCUCCUGAGACGAGGCAGCGUCUGGCACGAGCACUAAGCUUCACCUGCCAACCCUGAAUAAACCUUGGAAUUAACACACAGCAGCAUGUCCAUUAUGAAGCAGCAGUGUGUAUCAGACCUAGAAAAUGAGAGGAAAAACUGCUCCUUUGAUAAAGAGGAGCUGACCAAUAUCAUGGAUGGGGGGGUGGAGAAGACUCAGUUUAGAAGAAGACUUGAGGAAUAUUUUCUCCGUGACCCCGAGUUUUUGGACAGCAUCGGGCCUGACUACAUGAGUCAUGAAGAUCGCUAUGCAAAUGAGCUCCGCAAAGCUUGCCACAUGAUUCACAAAUUUUCAGAGAAUGAGGAAAUAAACCAAGUUAUAGGUCGUCCAGAUGGAGUGAGGAGUAUCAUGGGAUUGGGUUUUCUUGGAGCACUGACUAGAGACGGCAACCCUCUGCAGCUGCAUCUUGGCAUGUUCAUCCCAACACUGAUUGGACAAGGAACUCCUGAACAGCAAGAGAAGUGGCUGGGCAAAGCGGUCCUUGGAGAAAUCAUAGGAACUUACGCCCAAACAGAGAUGGGUCAUGGCACCUUCCUGCGAGGCUUGGAGACAACUGCGACUUAUGAUCCAUCGACUCAGGAGUUCAUUCUUCACACUCCAACCAUCACAGCUACGAAGUGGUGGCCAGGAGGAUUGGGUAAAACAGCAAAUUACGCAGUUGUCAUGGCUCAGUUGUAUACAAAAAGACAGUGUUAUGGACCCCAUCCCUUCCUUGUGCAGUUAAGAGAUGAAAGAACGCAUCAGUCUCUCCCAGGUCUGACUGUUGGAGAGAUUGGGCCUAGACUUGGUAUGAACACGUCUGAUAAUGGCUUCCUUAGGUUUGACCAUUUCCGCAUUCCACGCACAAACAUGCUAAUGAAGCAUUCACAAGUCUUGGAGGACGGAACGUAUGUGAAGCCUUUGAGUAGUAAAUUAGCGUAUGGCACAAUGGUGUAUGUGAGGGUUGGCAUAUGCUUCUACUCAUGCCACUUGCUUCAGAAAGCUGUAACAAUUGCCACGCGAUAUUCUGCUGUGCGCCAUCAGUCAGAAAUGCUACCUGGAAUGCCAGAACCACAGAUUCUAGACUAUCAAACCCAACAGUAUAAAGUCCUGCCACAAAUUGCGACGGUGUUUGCCUUGCUGUUCUCUGCUCGCAGUGUUGGUGACACAUUCAUUGAGGCCACGAAGAGCAUGAACGAAGGCAGCUUGGCCCUGUUACCUGAACUGCAUGCACUCUCAUGUGGCCUGAAAGCCCUUAGUUCUACGGAUUCCACAUCAGGCAUUGACAUUUGUCGUCUGUCAUGUGGUGGGCAUGGGUAUUUGGCUUCUUCAAGUUUCCCACGACUGUACACCCUCUGUACUGCUACUAUGACCUAUGAGGGUGAAAAUACUGUCUUAUGGCUUCAGGUGGCUAGGUACAUCAUCAAGUCUUAUCAGGCGGCUAAGCGUGGAGAUGUUGUUGGUCCUUCAGUGGCUUACUUAGUUGAUAAAAACACAACAGAUGUAAAAACUGAUCUCUCUAAUGCUGGCCUUUUAGAAGCAUGUAGAAAGUCGGUAUGUGCAAUUGUGGCAGAAGUGGAAUCAAGAUUGCAGCAUUUGUGCAGUAAAGGACAAGAUUUUCAUCAUGCUUGGAAUAACAUGUCUGUCUUCCUUGUAAAGUGUGCUCAGGUGCAUACACGGUACUAUGUGUGUGAGCAGUAUGUGCAGACCAUUGAGAACCUCAAGCUGAGUGAUGGAUUAAGGGCAGUCUUGAGGAACCUGUGCCGGUUGUAUGUAGUAAAUCACAUCAUAGUCCACCAGGGUGACUUCCUUAGGUGUGGUGCUUUAUCCGCAAGUGAUAUGAAUGCAUUGGAGGAAGAGAUGAGUGAUCUUCUGGCAGCUCUAAGACCCCAGGCAGUCUCCAUUGUUGAUGCCUUUGACCUGGACGACUUCAUUCUCGAUUCCGUUCUUGGCAGCAAGGAUGGAAAUGUGUAUCAGAGGUUAUAUGAAGAGGCUCUGAAAAGUCCCCUUAACCAGAAGGAUGUUCCUGAUGCCUAUUAUAAAUACUUGCGCCCUUUGAUGAAGGCUAAUCUCUGAGUGGUGAAUGGAGUCAUCUGUCCUUUAGAGUUAAAAAAAGGGACUUAGCUGAUUGACGAAACUCCGCCAGAAGUGUGUCAUGCCAAUUUGAUUACAGAGCUACUGUAACCUCAGUUUUCUUCUUUGACUUUUUAAAGCUUUGUUGGAUAUCCAAUUAUGAAUUUGUAAUUCUGUGAAACUAUGUUGUAUUCUACAGACAGAAUAUUUAUCUACAGACAGAAUAUUUAUCUACAGACAGAAUAUUUAUCUACAGACAGAAUAUUUAUCUAUUUAUUUAUAUCUGUCUGUCUUUUUAUCUAUCUAUAUAUGUAUAUGUAUAUUUUUUCUUAUGUUCUUUUAGUUGAAUUACAGAAUUAUGGUUUUUAUAGUUGAUUUUAAGAAGGCAGAAAUAAUGCCUAUUCAUAUGGUUGUACUUUAUCUUUUUUUUUUACAUUUUUACUAAUGAUUACUUAGUCACAACUUGUGAACUCCAGAUCAUGCUGUCAUCAUAAGUAUUUUUUUAUGUGACAAAAAGUAAUUGGUUGAGGUUAGAAAAGAGGAAAAUUGGUGUGAUAUUAACUUUUGGAAGUGGAUUUUAUAUAAUUUAAAUCUAUGGGUUUUGAUAACAAAGUCAUAGUAAAUAUUACUAAUUUUGUAUAUAGAGAGAUUUAGUAAUACAUAUAGUAUUCCUUUAAAACAAUAUAUAAUACUCUGCAUUUAAUUUUAUAAUUAAUUUGUGAUAGUUUUGGUAGAUUUUGUUAGGCAGUUAUUGUUUAAAAACUUUGCCUAACAUUUGCUGCAUAAGUCAAGCAGUGAUACUGAUAUAUAAAUGUUAGCAUGUGAAUAGGUAUGUGCAUAAGACAUAUAUGCAUAAGUAUAAGACUUCUUUGCUUGAAAGAAGUGCUUCCCAGAUAAUAGUUUCAAAGAGCAAUGUGAUACCUUACUCUCCAAGAUAGCUCCACCUGUGGGAUUGAAACUAGAAACUUAGAUAAUAAUUGAUAGCCAAAGUAUGCCUUUUAAGAAAGCUACAGUAUGUGCAUGUGAAAGCAUUUUUUCAUGAAGAAAGUGUAUUUAUCAAAUUUGCAUCUUUAUUAUAUAAGCAUGGAAAUCUGACUGAAUAUAAGUAAUACAUUGUUCUGUGACCAGAUUGAUCAGUAUCUGCUAAUGUAAUACUGUUAACUUAUGAGUAGCCAUUCUGUUUAAUAGGGUGAAAGUUGGCUACUAACAGUCAACACAAAAAAGAGAAUAAGGGCCCUUGAGGUCAGCCCAAAGAGAAAAUUCUUAGAGAUUACAAAGUGUGCAGGGCAGUAAAAACCUUUGCUUGUAGUUGUCAGGUGCUACAAACUCAGCUGAUGUGAACAUAAAAUCUAUCCAAGUAGUCUUCUGAAAACUUUGAGGGGAAAAGGAAAAGGUAGACUGCAGAAGAUCUAGUGCAGUUGUGUAAUAGAAUAAAUGAACUUUUAUCCCCCACAAUACUCAACCUAUCAGAAGAUCAAGAAAGAUGAAGUUCUGGCCCUCUUAAGUCCAGCAUGGCACCUCUACAGCUGACCCAGGACCUUGAAUAACGGUGAUGUUGCACAGGAGUGUAGUUGAACAUUUAUGGCAUGGAACUGAGAAAGUAGAAAAAAGUAAAACUUAUCCCUCCCCAAAAAAGUACUCAAAAUGCGUAUUGAUUAUGAUACUGAUAAUGAUCAUGGUUGUCACGUUGACUUUCUCACACAUACAAUGGGAAUUUUGUGUAGCUCAUGUGUUUCUCUGGAGAUGCACAGUGUGGCUGUCACUUAUUCCUCCCCCCCCUACAUACUGCUCUCCCUUCAGACCACAUCGUAUUUUAACUGUGAAGAGAAAAAUCAACUCUGUUCUGGUGAAAUGCCUUUUUCCAAUUUUUCACAAGUUAACAGCCUCUUUGCCCAAUUUAUUGCUUGGCAGCCAGGCUUGGGAAAGUAGUCUUGGGGAGAUAAAAAGAAAUGCGGUGAAACAUUCUGUGUGAGAGGGUUAAUGAGGAUCAUUGUUAUGAUUGUUAUUAGUCAUUCAAUAAUAAUUGGGAUGAUGAAGAUAGUAUUGAUAAUAAUAAUAAUAUAUAAUCAUUUUUUGUAAUUGUUAUUAUAAUAAUGAUAAUAAUAAUAAUAAUAAU